AUGGCCACCAACAAAGCUGGCUCAUCGUUUUAUAGCUACACUGUUGCGCCUCAUCUAGCAGAGGAAUUCGACGUGCCCAUCUCUGACUUUGCCAUCGCGCACCCCCAGCACACCCACUAUGUUCUUGGAGCCUUUAUAUUCACACACCGCCUACCGGCAUCGUCAGCCUCUCGUCUUGCAAAAGAAGAGCACCUGUCAAAGCCCACUUCCAAACCAGAAAGCCAACCGCUCAUGCUAAUCAUCCAACGCGCCAUCACAGACUCAUGGGGUGGCUAUUGGGAUUUCCCCGGCGGAUCGCUAGAGCCCACUGACCAGACCCUGCUGGACGGCGUGGCGCGCGAAGUCUUUGAGGAGACGGGUUUCCAUGUGCGCAAAAUCCGGGAAUUGGUACGAGUCGACGCGUGGACGGUGCACAAACGCGGGGUAAAUCAUCGAGUUGCUAAAUUUACGUUUGUGGUUGAUGUGCAUGAGUCGGUUGAUACGCCGGAGUGGGAGGAGAAAGUGCGCUUGUCUCCGGCGGAGCAUAUGAAAUGGCUGUGGGUGACUGAGGAGGAGAUCAGGGAGAGCGCUAGGGUGAUGAGGGAGGUGAGAGAGGGCAAUCCUGGCAGGAUCGUUGAAGAGACUGCUCCGUAUGCGUUUGUGGGUAUUCAGGGCGAAACGGCGUGGGAGGGAUUCAAGACGUAUCUCAGACUUUUGGGAAGAGAAGUUGGUAGAGCAGGAGAUGAUGCUGCAAAGGUGUAA
Messenger RNA from Talaromyces atroroseus, 741 nucleotides. RefSeq lists its product as hypothetical. The transcript has a single exon. The record is from RefSeq and is a predicted model, not a curated record. The coding region runs from base 1 to 741 and encodes 246 amino acids. Lineage: Eukaryota; Fungi; Ascomycota; Eurotiomycetes; Eurotiales; Trichocomaceae.